This is a messenger RNA of Eubalaena glacialis (North Atlantic right whale), 2222 nucleotides long. RefSeq lists its product as uncharacterized. Bases 1 to 1485 code for a protein of 494 amino acids. The transcript has 10 exons. NCBI's taxonomy places the organism in Eukaryota, Metazoa, Chordata, Mammalia, Artiodactyla, Balaenidae. The record is from RefSeq and is a predicted model, not a curated record.
AUGAAGAAGUUCCUAUCCAGGACCACAGGAGGAGAUGUGCUGAGCCCCAACCCAUGCUCUCAGAAGCUUGCAGUCAGGGCGCUGAAGCCCACGAGGGAGCAAAGCCCCCCAGAAGCCCACAGUCAGUCCCCUGUCCAGCUCACAGGGCAGUCCCCCUUCCGGGACAGUCCCAGGCACGGGGGCCGCCGGCGGCGCCUGCCCCUAGCCCGGCCAGCCGCCAGAGGGCGCGCCCGCGUCACGGAGAGCCCCGCCCCCGUUCUGGACAUCCUAGAUCUCUGGGUCUGUGCCACCGUCUCCGCCAGUGGCUGCCGAAGCUGGUGGCCAGACCAAGGCACGCCGGUGCCUCGCAGGGAUGUGAUUGCAAGGCCCUACUCCGCGCAGUUCUUCCCAACUAGCCCCCAACUUCUCCCCCCACCCCUCACCCGCCCCCCCUCCCACUCCAUCCUGCUUGAGACAGAUGAGCACAUAGACCGCGAAUCAGCAUGGCCUUGGCGCCUGCCAAAGGAGCCUUCUCAUCGGACGACUAGUAGCACUGGCGUCCAGCCCGUGCCCCGCGCGCUCACGCUCACGCAGUUGGAGGGCUGGCUUCAACUCCGGUGGGAGGUGAUGGAGUCCACUGUAUGGAGAAAGGGGGCGUGGUUUGGAAUCUGGUGCCUGGCUCGCAACCUCUCCCCGCCUCCUUCUCCCCUCCCCUCCCCGCCCUUCACCGCCCCUACCCUCCCCUCCCCUCCGCUUGCCGCCCCUCGGCAGGGCUUUCCUCCACUCUGCGGGGCCCCAACAGUCCGUCCGUAUAUUCCUCCAACCUUCCAUCGAGCCGUGGAUCCGCCCACCCUUCCUUCCGUCUGUCGGUCUGCCGGACCACUGGAAGACCUAGGCCCCAGGCCCUUCCUAGAGCACCGGACACGGCCCGCGCCUGCGCCCGCCCGCCAGCCCGCCAGCCAGCCAGCCAGCCAACGUGUCGCCCACCCCUCAGAGACAAGUCGCUUAGCAACCGUGCCCGAGGCGCAGCCAGGCCUCGCGGCCUGGUCGCCUGCGCAUGCGCGCCUGGAGGACCGGCUUCAGCUCCACCAGCCAGAAGGACGACAGGAGGGCCGAGCGGCCACGGUGAGAGGCGGCCUUCCCGAGUUGGUCGUAUGGACGCCUCCCCUUAGGUCCCAGCCCAACCGAAGCUCCCGGCCUCAGCGGGGAAGUUUCUUUCCCUGUUGGAUUCCCACUGCCAUCAAGGAAACGCAGGCUGAGAUACUAACAGCACACGCCCGAGUCGAGGGCUUGGCUCACCAAUCAACUUCUCCUCUGGGGGCUCACAAGGCAGGAAGUUUAAAGGCUUUCUCGUUCCGCGCCCUCCAGCGCUCAAGGUUCUGGUGGUGGCAGCAACCCAGUUCCAGGCGAGUCUGCCAAAACUCAUCAGAAAACAAAGGGGAGUGUGGUGCAUUUCCUGGGAUGCAGAUCAUGCUGAAAGAAAUAGGAACAGACGUUCCAUCCUAGGUGAAAGACACAGAAGGGAAAUGCCCAGUCCGGACCGGGAAUGGAAGGUCCUUGAUGAGGUGAAAAACAGAACAAAGCAAAGCAAUGGAAAUAGGGGAUGGCCAAGACUUCCCAAGAACAGAAGCACUGACCGGAGCCAAAAGGGGUUUAAGAAGGAAAAGCGAACCCAGUGCCAUGGAACGCGUGUACUGCAGAGGAGGAGGAGGAGAGAAUCAUGGAGAAGACGGAAGAGCACACACAAGCACAGAGAAGAGAGAGAGCGAGUCAGACAGGUGUGGAAUCGGGAUGCGGCCAGGAAGGAGGGAGGCAGAGGGUGCACCUCUGAGGCGGUGUUUGGAGAUUUCAGGGCUGAUAAUGACCCCAAGCCGUGCUUUGGACCACAGGGAGAACCCCCAGGGGGGGUCACGAUGAAGAAGUUCCUAUCCAGGACCACAGGAGGAGAUGUGCUGAGCCCCAACCCAUGCUCUCAGAAGCUUGCAGUCAGGGUGAGCCGACCCCAAACACCCAGAGAGAGCACUUUCCAACAGCAGAGGAUAGCCCCACCGCCCCCAUCCCAUCCCGGGGUCCCUACAUCCCAGCAAGAAGACUGGAAGCUAGCAAAUGAAGUGCUGGUAGGCCAAAACACACAGCUCAACUGGAAGUGGAUCGGUGGUGGUGAAUUUUCCAGAAGGUUGUAGUCGAGUGGAUCAUGCCUUGCCCAAGGGACUUUCCUCUUCCAGAUCAUGGCGCUGUGGUCG